Selaginella moellendorffii is the source of this 1069-nucleotide messenger RNA. RefSeq names its product tetratricopeptide repeat protein 4 homolog. The coding region runs from base 13 to 1041 and encodes 342 amino acids. The record is from RefSeq and is a predicted model, not a curated record. Gene Ontology annotation, molecular function: Hsp90 protein binding. NCBI's taxonomy places the organism in Eukaryota, Viridiplantae, Streptophyta, Lycopodiopsida, Selaginellales, Selaginellaceae. The transcript has 8 exons.
UUUUGCCUGGCUAUGGCGCUCUUGUUCCAGGGCCGCGGCGAGGCGCUGAGCGACGAGGAGAGGAACGACUUGGCCGCGAUCGAUGCGCUUCGCGAGACCGCCGUAUUGGAGCUCAGGGAGCAGGGAAAUGCGUGUGUGAAGAAAGGGAAGUCCGGGUACAAGGAUGCUGUGGACUGCUACACACGCGCGAUCGAGCAGAGGAUUGAUGAUCCAUUGCAAAACUCGGUGCUCUUUGCGAACAGGGCGCAUGUGAAUUUGCUGCUGGGGAAUUAUAGGCGCGCAUUGAACGAUGCCGAGCAAGCGAUUGAGCUCAAUCCUACGAAUGUGAAGGCCUACUUUCGUGGCUCCAAGGCCGCGCUGGAGCUUGAUUUGCUCGAACGAGCUUCCCAGCUUUGUACAAAAGCUUUGGACGUGGAACCUCACAACCUGGAGCUUAGAAACUUGAAGGAUCAGGCAGAAACUAGAUUGAAAAGGUCGAACGAACGUAAGAUUCAUGUCAAGGAGGCAGAGGACUUUGUCACUUGUUUAGAGCAAAGGCACGUCAAGCUGGGGAGUCACUUGUACAAAGAGCUCUGUGGUGCCAAGAAGCCUUGGCUAGACACUAGCAAUGUUCUACACUGGCCUGUUUUGCUGCUAUAUGGGGAAGUCAUGUCGAGCGACUUGAUUGAGGACUUCAUGGAGUUCGACAAGUUCAAACCUCACUUGCAAAGAAUGUUUGGAGAUGCUUCCCUUCCUUGGGAUGAGAAGCACGAAUACACAAGGGAUCGUAUUGAACUAUAUUACCAGGCAAACGCUGUUGCACCGUUAUCAAGAAAAGCAGCUUUGAGAUCAAUGCUAGAUCACACAGAUGAUUUUGACCAGGAUGAAACAAAAGAAACAGAUCUGCGUAAAUAUUGGGUGAAAGUUGACGAGAACUGCACGCUGCAAACAGUACUUGCAAAACCAGAUUGCACGGUACCCGGAAUUCCAGUUUUUUAUGUUGUAGCACUAGGAUCUCGUUUCAGAGAAUUGUUUCUAUCUGGGGCAUGGUCUCCACCCUGAUAAUACUUUCUUUUGUUUGCUUUGAGUU